This is a messenger RNA of Varanus komodoensis (Komodo dragon), 1129 nucleotides long. It is a transcript of the gene RNF32, whose product is annotated as ring finger protein 32. The record is from RefSeq and is a predicted model, not a curated record. NCBI's taxonomy places the organism in Eukaryota, Metazoa, Chordata, Lepidosauria, Squamata, Varanidae. The transcript has 8 exons. Bases 16 to 1125 code for a protein of 369 amino acids. Gene Ontology annotation, molecular function: protein binding.
CCUUCCAGGUCCAUAAUGCAAAAGAAGUGUUACAAGGGGAGUUCCUGCAAACAAGAAUCUGUAGCACUUACUGCAGUGGCAUUACAAGAUCACAUUUUACAUAACCUUCAGCUGCAGAAUCUUUCAUUAGUAGAUCCUUUUAAGUCAAAGACACAGAGUAAAAAGAACGUAUUCAGACCUGCGAACAAAGAGACGGUCAGGGCAGUAGUAGAUACUGGACUAAGGAAAAAAAGCAGCCACCAACCGAAAAAUGAAGAUCCAGAAAAGGAAUAUGUUCUUGAUCCUUGUCCUCAGCCUCUCACUUUAGCUCAGAGACUUGGAUUGGUGGAACCUCCAGCUCAGCCACUAACCAUGACAGAAUGGGAACUCGUGAAGCAGCGCUCCGUCAGACAGGGAGAUUCUGUUCAGCCUUGUGCCAUAUGCAGAGAAGAAUUUGCACUUCAGCCACAGGUUUUGCUUUCGUGCUCUCACGUGUUCCACAGAGCAUGCUUGAAAGCUUUUGAAAGAUUUGCAGGUAAAAAGACCUGUCCAAUGUGUAGAAAGAUACAAUAUCAGACCCGAGUAAUUCAUGAUGGAGCACGCCUAUUUAAAAUAAAGUGUGCUACAAGAAUUCAAGCUUUCUGGAGGGGAUACUUUGUUAGAAAAUGGUAUAAAAACGUCAGAAAUACAAUGCCUCCAAAAGAUGCCAAGUUAAGGAAAAAAUUCUUUGAGGAAAAGUUUACAGAUAUCUGUCAAAGAUUAUUAAAUUCAUAUGAUACCUGCUUAGAUGAAUUCUUCUUUGAAAUUGAUUCUUCUGUAGCUGCGAGUCAAGAUGUGUUUCAGCAACUAGACAAGAAAUUGGGUCCACUGAUGGGUGAAGUAGAGUGGGAAAAGAUACAAAUGCAGGCAUUUCGGCAAGACAUAGUUGACUGCCCGAUUUGCAUCAUGCCACUUGUCUACUCGACUGAUUCUCAGGAUGGACUUUCCCAAGAUGGCCGGCAGCCCUGCUCCCAUCAGACUGUUUUGCUGUCCUGUUCUCACAUGUUUCAUACUACCUGUCUUCAAGCAUUCGAAGAGUUUUCCUUGGGAGAAAGACCUGUAUGUCCUUUAUGUCGUUCCUGUUAUCAAAAGAAAAUUCUUGACUAGCAGU